GCUUCCCUGCUCCCGACACCUCCAGGAAGCGUUCGCCCGAGGUCGCGGGCCGCUCGCUGCCAACGGGCCGACUGUGGAGUCAGCAGGCCCCGAGCCGGAGCCCCCCGCCCUGGUCCGUCCCGGCGCCACACGCAGUAACUGCUUUCCAAAUGGGUACGGAGUAAAAGCGGGCGGCUGCGGGGCCAAAGCAGCGCCCCGCUGCUCUACACCGCCCCCCACCCGGGGCCCGGGACCCGGCGGGGGCAGCUGGGAGAGCGCGGGCCCGCACACCACGCCCCACCGCGUUUCCGGCCGGUCCACGUGACCGCGCGCGCACGUGCUCGGGCCUCUCGCGGCGAGUCGCAACCUAGGCCUGGCCACCCGGGGCCACUGCCCACCUAGAGCCGACCCAGGCCGGGUGCGGGAGGCUGCGGGCGCCCAGCAGAGCUGAGCAGCAGGCCAGGGUGGGCGAGCAGAGGCUUCGCCAUGAACCCCAGGGGCUUGUUCCAGGACUUCAACCCGAGUAAGUUCCUCAUCUACGCCUGCCUGCUGCUCUUCUCGGUUCUGCUGCCCCUCCGCCUGGACGGCAUCAUCCAGUGGAGCUACUGGGCCGUCUUCGCCCCCAUAUGGCUGUGGAAGCUUCUUGUCAUCGCAGGUGCCUCGGUGGGUGCGGGCGUUUGGGCCCGCAACCCUCGCUACCGCACGGAGGGAGAGUCCUGCGUCGAGUUCAAAGCCAUGUUGAUCGCUGUGGGCAUCCACCUGCUGCUGCUCAUGUUCGAAGUCCUGGUCUGCGACAGGGUGGAGAGAGGGACCCACUUCUGGCUGCUGGUCUUCAUGCCACUCUUCUUCGUAUCGCCUGUGUCCGUGGCUGCCUGCGUGUGGGGCUUUCGACACGACAGGUCGCUCGAACUGGAGAUCCUGUGCUCUGUCAACAUCCUGCAGUUCAUCUUCAUCGCCCUAAGGCUGGACAGGAUUAUUCACUGGCCGUGGCUGGUGGUGUUCGUGCCCCUCUGGAUCCUCAUGUCGUUCCUCUGCCUGGUCGUCCUCUAUUACAUUGUCUGGUCUCUCCUGUUCCUGCGGUCUCUGGAUGUGGUUGCCGAACAGCGCCGAACACACGUGACCAUGGCCAUCAGCUGGAUAACGAUUGUCGUGCCCCUACUCACUUUUGAGAUUCUGCUAGUUCACAGAUUGGAUGGCCACAAUACAUUCUCUUACAUUUCCAUAUUUGUCCCCCUUUGGCUUUCAUUAAUAACUUUAAUGGCCACAACAUUUAGGCGAAAAGGGGGCAACCAUUGGUGGUUUGGUAUCCGCAGAGAUUUCUGUCAGUUCCUGCUUGAAAUUUUCCCAUUUUUAAGAGAAUAUGGGAACAUUUCAUAUGACCUACAUCAUGAAGAUAGUGAAGAUGCUGAAGAAACAGCUGUUCCAGAUGCUCCAAAAAUUGCUCCAAUGUUUGGAAAGAAGGCCAGGGUAGUUAUAACCCAGAGCCCUGGAAAGUAUGUACCCCCACCUCCCAAGUUAAAUAUUGAUAUGCCAGAUUAAACUUGUCUUCUCGGUAGUGCCCAUAUAUGGAAUAGAAAGCAUACACACACACCCAAAAUCUACCUUGCAUUUGCCUCUUUUUUCAUCCAUCCCAAACCUGGAACGGAAAACAGGCUCCAAACACAGCCAUCUCACACCUUGUUGGAGAUUGAUGCCUAUCAGUGACUCAUCAGUAUGCGAUCCAUAGAUGUAGGCGGUUAUUUGAAUAUAUGGUUAUGGGGGCGGGGGGCGGGGUGAUGUGUGAGAGAACUUGCUUUCCAGGUUGCUGUUUAAAGAGCUAGCUGGGAGCAGUAAGUUGAAUUGUUUUGCUAGAUCCUCAAGUGAAAUAACUACACAGUUGGAGUGUUUUUUAAGUGGUACUACACCUAUCAAAAGUAUUGUUUUUUUAAAAAGUAUUUUUAUACAGUGCUAGCCUAAAAUUGUAUAUCAGAUUGUGCCUGUUGUGACAUAAUAGCAAAUGUAAAGAAUUCUCUCUCCUACCAUUAGUUUAUAAACCUCAUAGUUGUUAUUUUUAGCGUUCCUGCUGUUAAAAUAGGUUUUCUUUGGGCUUUACUGAUAACUGGUCUUUGAUAGCCUAAUAGGUGAAUUUUUCUAAUGCAGUGAAUUCAUGCAUAUAUGAUAUUUAUAUGAAUAUUUUAGCAAUGUAAUAUGUUGAUUUCUAGUUCUAUGCAGUACAAUGUAUUGUUAAAGUAUUUUUUUAAGUUUAUAUGUGAAAAUAUAUGUCUAUUGCAGAUGUCCUUAAAGAUUGCUUAAAACUUUAAUAUGUACCCAGUGUAGGGUCUCUCGGAAGUAGUAGGCAUGAAUAUAGGGACUGAAAAUCCCAAUAAUCUUAAUAUUCAGGUGUUAGAUGACUUGGUCUGCACAAUUUUAAGGUCUUUUUUAGAAGGAGCCACCAUCCUUUGGGAACAGGUGACAUGCUCUAGUGUGGUACCAAGCCAUAAAGUGACAAUUAUCACCGUGAAUUUUUCCACACAGGUAGUAACAUCUCUUCAGGAACAACCGAACUAAGCAACAAGUGGUUUGUCCAUUUCUAAAAAUCUUAAGAGUAUUAGUUGGCUAUAAUAUCAAGUAUUAAUAUGUCAUUGGGAAGCUGGAGAGAGUGGCCUUAACCAAAGAUAGCCAACAGGGCCAGAUAUUAUUUUAAGGUCCAAAUUUUUUGAUCUGUCAGCAACAGGGAAAUAAUAGUUCAGGCUUUUGUUUUUGUUAAAAAUAAAUACAGUGUUUCUUUAGGUACUGGUGGUACACCAGGGAAUCAGAAGGGCAAAAAUCAGAUCCUGGGAGCAUAAUAUUCUGACUGAGAACAAAUAAAUACUUUCAAAAGGAGGUUAAAAUAAAAAAGAGUAUUGAUAUUAUUACUGGGAAAAAGACGAGGGAGUUCAUUUUUAUUAGCAAUUUAGUAAAAAUGAUCUAAAUUGGGCUCCAUAUGAAUGAAGGAAAUAAAUUACCUGGUGAGGGAGCAUGCUAGCAACAAAAGCCAAGCUUCGGGCACCUGAGUACCUGAAAGCCUGAGGAUGGUGCAGCUCACUAUAGUCAGCUGGGAUGGAGCCAAGGCCACAUGCUCACAUGCACGUGCUGUCCGUUUACACCAGCCAUCAGAGUGGGAAGCAGGCCUGAACAGCAGUGGAUGUAACAUUUCGUAAGGAAGGAUUCAUUCAUUUUCUCAAAUAUUUAAAGCCAGACAUGGUGCUAGGAAGUGCAGAUCCAUCGGAGAGCAAUUCAAAUGUGGCUCCUGCCCACGUGCACAAAACAUACUAUUAAAAGUGACAAGGUAGGGCUUAUCACAUCAGCCUAUCUGUAGGAGGGAACAAGCCGAGAGCAAGGUAUGCAAGAUGAGUGGAAGGAUGCUACUGGCCUCAUGGUGACCUUCACUUGGAACUUCAGGCCCAUCUUUCUUUUCAGGAGUCCAGUGUCCCCUGAUCUCCCCUCCAGUAAUAUCUCAAAGACAUGGACUUACUCUUCAGUAAGGUUUAGGAGCGGAGGAGCAGGUUGCUGGAGGAAUUGAAGGGCAGCGUUGGCAGCAGUGGGAUCACCAGUUCCUCCUGGCUACAGGGUUAGGCUAGAGGCUUGUUGGUACCUAGAACAAGCUCCUAAUCAUAUGGACCCCUUCCAUAGUCACCUGACCUGCCUUACCUCCUCUACCCUAAGGUGGCCUACUAUUGGAGAGCCAGUGUCUGAAUGUGAUUACAAGCUUUCUCACCCAGGUAGGUCAUCUGCAGUCAGACCUCUUUCCUGCCUCAAGACCACUUAAGUAGGAACAGGUGGAGUGGCAGGUUGUAGAAAGUAGUUUAGUCUAAAAAUACAGUCUCAGCUGUGCCUGCAGGUUUACCCAAUUGCCACGCACCUCUGACUUCAUAGUAUUUAGCAUGUGUCAAAUUCUGUAACUGUAGUUUCUCCUGUAUGAUGAUAUAUUAGAUUUUACUGCAGAAUAACCUCAAAAAUCUCAAUGGCCCAUGAUUACAAACUCUUCAUUCUCGGGUGUACAUAGUUGGCUGCAGCAGUUAAACUCCAGGCUGUGGGUCUGAUCCAGGUCUCCACAGGCAUCCCUUAUUCUAUUCUGAGUCCCAGAUGAAGGAGUAGCGUUCCCUGGGACGUGUUCUUUCUCAUGGCAGAAGCACAAGAGGCCACGCCAAACCCUGCAAGCACAAAUACGGCCCUUGCUCACAUGUGCUGUGUGUUAAGUGUAGUCAUUCCGUUGGACAAAGCAUGAGAUCAAACCCAACCUCAGUGGAGUGGGCCAGGCCACACCCAGGGAACUGACACAGUCUGCACAGAUGUUGCAAGACACCGGUAGAUAGUUUUUUUGGGGGAGGGGUCUUUUUUUUCUUUUAUUUGUUCUACAAGAUAGUUUUAAAGAUGGGAAAGGAAUAAUAUUUUUCCCCUCUGUUUUACAAACAUUCUGUAAUUUUUGGAAGUUAAUUGUUUAAUAUUGUAAUAAUUAGAAGGGAAUCUGGGGCGGGGGCGGGGGAUUUAAGGUGAGAUGAGGAAAACCCUGUAUUCAGACCUUUCUGUAGACUGGAAGGACCCUGGAGGCUCCACACAGGACAGUUUCAUGACAGGACUACACUGAGGGCUGCUCUGGGGGGCUCUGCAGGCUGCCUUGGAAAGGUCACGCCUGGGCAUGGGGAAACCAGCUGGGCAGGAGGUGCUGGAAAACAAGCAGCAGCCUAGAGAGGCCUGAGCAGCACACUAGAUGCGGGAGGAGGCCGUUCUUCUCAGCCAGCCCUCCCCAGGGGUCUGGAUAGCACACGUGAGAAAGUCCCCAUGUCCAACUCAGUAAAAGAAACUCGGGAAGAUACAGGUGGCUCACAGCCUGACAGGAAGGCUGCGAUCCAGCUCAGCAAGCACACUGGGAUCAAGAGAAGGUGUAGCCAGAAACCCAGGCAAAGGCGUACCUCAGGGGCCAUUGGUGAGGAUGCUGCAGCCACAUGGCACUGCCACCUAAGUAGUAAAUGCCACCGGUGUCACCCCCACU
Hipposideros armiger (great roundleaf bat) is the source of this 4990-nucleotide messenger RNA. It is a transcript of the gene TMEM185B, whose product is annotated as transmembrane protein 185B. The record is from RefSeq and is a predicted model, not a curated record. Lineage: Eukaryota; Metazoa; Chordata; Mammalia; Chiroptera; Hipposideridae. Bases 466 to 1518 code for a protein of 350 amino acids. The transcript has a single exon.